Messenger RNA from Armigeres subalbatus, 2311 nucleotides. RefSeq names its product hairy/enhancer-of-split related with YRPW motif protein (gene Hey). Bases 322 to 1506 code for a protein of 394 amino acids. Lineage: Eukaryota; Metazoa; Arthropoda; Insecta; Diptera; Culicidae. Gene Ontology annotation, molecular function: RNA polymerase II cis-regulatory region sequence-specific DNA binding; protein dimerization activity; DNA-binding transcription factor activity, RNA polymerase II-specific. Gene Ontology annotation, cellular component: nucleus. The transcript has 3 exons. Gene Ontology annotation, biological process: anterior/posterior pattern specification; regulation of neurogenesis; regulation of transcription by RNA polymerase II. The record is from RefSeq and is a predicted model, not a curated record.
UUGUACACAUGACAAGUCACGUGUAGGCCUUACGGUCGCCGCGCAAAAACCGGAAAGCACACAAAACAACAAACCGAACAGCAAGAAAGAGUUGGCGCGUGUACUAACUUAAGCAAAAAUUAGGAGGUCAGUGUUAGGAAUAUUUUUGCGAAUUAGAAUCGACAAACACCUGAUUUCGGUGGAAACAAAACUUGCGUGCGUUUGGGAAAAAAUAACAGAAAGAGGUGACUUAGAAAUCUGAAUUGGUUUUAACAAAGUUGAAAAUUUAACAAGUGAAAGUGAUUGUAACCUCGUUCGCGUUCGCUGAGAAAGUGCUCAAAUAUGGAUCAUCAUCUGCAUCAUCACCAUCACCAUAGCCACAACACCCCGCUGCACUGGGGUUACUCGACCGGAGGUGGAGUUGCCGGCAUUGUGCCGGUUGCCAGUUCCACCCCCAACUCAAACUCCAACAGUCAGCAGCAACAACAGCAGCAGCAUCAACAGCAGCAACAACAACAACAGCAGUCUCACAACAAUAACAACACGUGGACCCCACCAUCGUCCAAGGGUAUCAAGCGGACAUUGUCCGAGUCGCUGUCCGACGACGAUCUUUACGAUACGGAAGAGUCCUCCAAAGAACACACCUCACCUGGCGGAUCGGACAGCUGUCAACUGUUGAGUCGGAAGCGACGUCGCGGAGUCAUCGAGAAGAAACGCCGCGAUCGGAUCAACUCGUCCCUCUCGGAACUGAAGCGGUUGGUCCCCAGUGCCUACGAGAAGCAGGGCUCCGCCAAGCUUGAGAAAGCCGAAAUCCUCCAACUGACCGUGGACCAUCUGAAGCAACUGCACGCACGAGGACUGGACGAUGCCAGCUACGACCCGCAGCGAUUCGCCAUGGACUACCACAUCAUCGGUUUCCGGGAGUGCGUCGCCGAAGUCGCCCGCUAUCUGGUCUCCAUCGAAGGCAUGGACGUGCAGGAUCCCCUCCGGUUGCGUCUCAUGUCCCACCUGCAGUGCUUCCUCACGCAACGUGAACUGUCCUCCAAAGCAAAUGCCAGUCCCGCGUGGUCGCACAGCAGCUCGUACCAAUCCGCGUACGCACCGCACUCCUCAUCCUACUACCAUCAGAACUACGCGCCCCAGAGUGCAUCGUCGUCGUCGCCCUACAUUCCUCAGGUGGCUACCAUCCCGACACACGACCAAACCGCUCAUCAGGUACCACCGCACGCGCUCCAUUCGUCAACAUACGCAACAAGUGCCACCGCCACUGCACACGACCUGUACACGAGCCAGCACGAUGCCACUUCCGGCAAUGCACAGUCACAGCAGCAGCAGACACAAUCAGCUGACCCAAGCAACCCCACCUACAUCGACAUCUCCAACCUGCGAGGCGGCGGGGGCGGCUAUGGCAACUCAGCCGGUUACUCCGUUAGCACAUCCUCCCACGGGUAUAGCGCCACCUCCAGCAGCUACAACAACAACUCGUCGAAACCCUAUCGACCUUGGGGUGCCGAAAUGGCUUGCUAAAAGUCAGGACCAACACCAAAAAAAAUUUCCCAUACCGGGAAUCGAACCCGGGCCUUCUGGGUGAAAGCCAGAUAUCCUAGCCACUAGACCAUAUGGGAUAUGUCUGCUGGUUAUUGUGGAUUAUUUUGCAUCCCCACGUCUCCAAUUGUACCAAAGUGAUAGAUUUCAUUCGAUUUCCUAUUGAAACAACAACACCAACAAAGACAAUUUACAACAGUGAUAAGAUACCAGACUAAAGCAAAAACGAGAAUCGCCAAAGAUGUCAUAUCAGUUUUGAUAUCAUUCUAUAUACACAUUAAAGGGGAGAACGCAUUUUUUUAUACCCCGCAUUUCGUUCAGGAUGUGAGCUUUAAAAUAUCGUCAUACUGUACAUACCGACGUAGAAUAGAUUUCCCCUUCGGGCGGCAGCCGCCACCGGAGAUUAUUUAUUUUUAGACAACUAGGGCACAGAUUUUUACCUCUACUCUAUUGUAGAUGCCAAAAUCUUAAACCAAGACAUAUUGUCUUCGUGAGAGAAGUGUAUAGCUUUAAGGCCGGAACUAAUCGAGUCAAUUAGAAAUGUAAGAGUGCUGAAUAAGGGAUGCUUUUAAGCUUUAUUGCCUGUAGAUUUAUUACAAUAGCUAUAUAUAACGAACAUGGAAAAGUUUAACGACCAACGAAAUAAGAGUUGUGAUUUUUUUUCCGAGAAGCUUUUGCGAAGAGUUUUUCUAUAUCGUAGUAUUGUACAUGCUUAUAGGAUUUUAUAUGAGAAUUUUACUGAAAGUGAAUUACCAAAAGAAUAAAUUAUAACGAAAUUUUCUUAAAA